UUAAAAAGUGAUAAUAAAUGUAGCAUAUUUUUAGAUCAUUCAAUAGCAAAAGCAUAUUCCAUUCCUCUAACCUCUUGAAAGAAAGGUUAAGAGAAAUUAUACCAAUUAAAUAAGCUUUAUUAAGGGAUAUUAGAAAGACUUAUGGAUAAAAAGAAAUCUGUAAAGUGACUGUUGAUUAAGCCAUUGGAGGAAUGAGAAAUGUAUUUGGAUUGUUUUAUGAUAUUUCAUUGUUGGAUUCAAAAACUGUAAUUUUUUAUUGUUACUGAUAGGGUAUUACAUUCAGAGAUUACAAUAUUCCAGAGAUUUAAGAAUACUUAUAGAAAGCUAAAAAUGGUAAUGAGCCUUUACCUGAAGCUUUAUUUUGGUUAUUAUUGACAGGUGACUUUCCAUCAGAUUAAGAAUUCAAAUUUGUUUAAGAAGAAUGGAAGAGAAGAGGAGAAUUAGACUAAGAGACAAUUAAAUUCAUAACAAGUCUUCCAAAAUAAUUACAUCCAAUGACAAUGUUAUCUUAGAGUGUGUUAUAUUUAUAAAAGGACUCAACAUUUUAAUAGGCUUAUGAAAGUGGAAAAGCCACAAAACCAUAAUAUUGGGAAUAUUAUUAUGAAGAUGCAAUGGACUUGGUUGCCAAAAUCCCAAGAGUUGCAGCAUUAAUUUAUAGACAUAAAUAUAAAGUAAAUAAAAAAUAAUAUUUAAUUAGAAUGGAGAUUUAAUUAACAGUGAUAAUUCAUUAGAUUGGGCAGCAAAUUACUCUCAUAUGAUGGGUUUCAAUUAAUUUAAUGCAUAUGAAUUAUUUAGAAUGUAUUUAAGCAUUCAUGCAGAUCAUGAAGGAGGAAAUGUAAGUGCACAUGCUACUCAUCUUGUUGGAUCUGCUUUGGCUGAUCCAUAUUUAUCAUAUUCAGCUGGUAUUAAUGGUUUGGCUGGACCUCUUCAUGGUUUAGCAAACUAAGAAGUUCUUAAAUGGUUGAUUGAAAUUAGAGUAAAAAUUAUUAAAUUAUAAAUAGGAAAAAUUAGGUGAUAAAGUUUCUAAUGAAAAAAUAUAAGAAUAUGUUCUAAAUACUAUUAGAGAAGGUAGAGUUGUACCAGGAUAUGGACAUGCUGUGUUAAGAUAUACAGAUCCUAGAUAUAUUCAUUAAAAGAAUUUUGCAGAAAGAUUGAUUAAAGAUGAUCCUCUUGUUGAUCUUGUUAAAUAAUGUUAUCAUGUUAUUCCACCUGUUCUUAAGACAAUAGGAAAAAUAUAAAAUCCAUGGCCUAAUGUUGAUGCUCAUUCAGGAGUUCUAUUAAAUCAUUUUGGAUUGAAAGAAUAUGAAUAUUAUACAGUUGUAUUUGCUGUUUCAAGAGCACUUGGAUGUACUGCAAACUUAGUUUGGGCUAGAGCCUUUGGAUUACCUAUUGAAAGACCAGGAUCUAUUACAUUAAGAUGGAUUGAAGAAAAGUUUGGAGAAAAUUAAUCUGUUAAAUGAAAAUGUAUUGUAUGUUAAAUUUAAAAUAAAAA
Messenger RNA from Paramecium primaurelia, 1492 nucleotides. Lineage: Eukaryota; Ciliophora; Oligohymenophorea; Peniculida; Parameciidae. The record is from the annotation of a GenBank genome assembly.